UAAUAAUCUCGGAUCAGGAGGAAAAGCGUUAACAGAUGCAUUUUGCAAGAAUACCCCUAGACUAAACUUAGAACGGAGAACGGGGAUGCAAAAACAUAAGCAGAUGCAUUCACAAGAGCAUCGCCGUGAUUUUAUGCAGAUUAUACCUCUAGUAAACUUUGGAUCUGAAGAUAGAAAAGCAUUAAUAG
This is a messenger RNA of Dentiscutata heterogama, 188 nucleotides long. The record is from the annotation of a GenBank genome assembly. Lineage: Eukaryota; Fungi; Glomeromycota; Glomeromycetes; Diversisporales; Gigasporaceae.